Molecule: messenger RNA, 1809 nt
Organism: Tinamus guttatus (white-throated tinamou)
Lineage: Eukaryota; Metazoa; Chordata; Aves; Tinamiformes; Tinamidae
Source: RefSeq, a predicted model, not a curated record
AUGAGCGAGGGCUGGCGCCUGCCUCCCACGGGCUGCGUGACGAGUUCCCCUUCCAGGGCCACCAGCAAGUUUCCCCUGCACGUCCUGGUCUGGAAUAAUGACUACAGGCGGCUGGACGAGGAGCUGCGGGAUAAGGAUGUUGAUCAACGUGAUCCACGAGGCCGGACCUUGUUGCACCUUGCUGUUUCCUUGGGUUAUAUAGAGUCUGCCAAAGUGCUUCUUCAACACAAGGCAGAUGUAACCAAAGAAAAUGCACAGGGAUGGACAGUUUUACAUGAGGCUGUCAGUACAGGAGAUCCAGAGAUGGUACAUAUGAUUUUGCAGCAUCGGGACUACCAGCAAACAUCUAUGACGCUUGGAGGAGUUCCUGAGUUACUCCAAAAGAUUAACGAGACUCCUGACUUUUAUGUGGAAAUGAAAUGGGAAUUUACUAGCUGGGUCCCACUUGUUUCUAGAGUGUGUCCAAGCGAUGUGUGCCGCAUCUGGAAGAGUGGUUCCAAGCUCCGGGUGGAUAUCACGUUAUUGGGCUUUGAAAAUAUGAGCUGGGAGAGAGGAAGACGUAGUUUAAUUUUCAAGGGAGAAGAUACUGGUGGCUGGGCAGAGCUAAUUGAGAUCAAUCAUGAUGAUAAAUUUGUUACAACGGAACGUUUUGAGAUUUCCCAACACAUGAAGCGUUUGACUUUGGGAUCUAUGACACCGAAAAGAAAAGAUGUGGAAAGACGCCUUACGUCUCCGAUUAUUAAUACGUGCCUUGAUACCAAAAAUAUUGCUUUUGAGAGAACCACAUCUGGAUUCUGGGUAUGGAGGACGGAGAAGGCAGAAGGUGUGAAUGGUUACGAAGCAAAGGUGUACACUGCAAACAAUGUGAACGUAGUCACACGAAUCCGAACGGAACAUUUAACAGAAGAGGAGAAGAAAAGAUAUAAAGCUGACAGGAAUCCCCUGGAAUCCUUUCUGGGUACAGUGGAGCAUGAGUAUGGUGCUCAGGAUCUAACAACAGAGUAUGCCACAAUUAACAAUCCUACUGCUAUUACUCUGGAGGAGUAUUUUGACCCAGAGUUUGACUUGAAAGAGAGGGACAUAGGAAGACCCAAAGAAGUCACCAUUAGAACACAGAAGUUUAAAGCAACCUUGUGGAUGAGUGAAGAGUUCCCCUUGUCUCUCAUGGAACAAGUUACUCCAAUCAUUGAUCUGAUGGCCAGAACUAGUGCUCAUUUUGCCAGACUUAAGGAUUUCAUCACUUUGGAAUUUCCCCCAGGAUUUCCUGUCAAAAUUGAGAUUCCCUUAUUUCACGUGCUGAAUGCCCGAAUUACGUUUGAAAAUGUUAAUGGCUGCAGGACAGCUGACAAACCAGCAUCACAGAUCAGUGGAGGUGCCCAGAGCGACUCGUCAGGUGCUACUUUUGAGGUUGACCAGUCAGUGUUCGAGAUCCCUAAAUCCUACCACGUCCAAGAUGAUGGUAGGAACAUACACGUGCAGGAUGAAGAUAAUGAGAUUAUGCAAUUUGCUAUUCAGCAGAGUUUGUUGGAAUCCAGUGGAAGUAAAGAAAUGGGACUGCACUCCAAUGGAGCGAUCGCAUAUUCACAGGACUUCAACUUACAGUAUCAGAGGGCGCUGCAGGAGAGUUUCCUGGGCAGCGCGGGGCCGUCGCGCGGCAGCUCGCCCGGGGAGCCCUCCAGCUUCGAGCAGGACCUGCAGCUGGCCAUGGAGCUGUCGGUGCGCGAGCAGGAGGAGCGCGAGCGGCGGCGGCGCGAGGAGGAGGACGCGGAGCUCCAGCAAGUCCUGCAGCUCUCCCUGCUGGAAAAAUAA